This is a messenger RNA of Porites lobata, 21088 nucleotides long. NCBI's taxonomy places the organism in Eukaryota, Metazoa, Cnidaria, Anthozoa, Scleractinia, Poritidae. The record is from the annotation of a GenBank genome assembly.
AUGUCGGGAGAGCAACACGUCCCGCCUGUCCUCUUCGCAGUUUUUGCUGCAGCUAUGCUUCUUGCUCUAGGAAGUCAAGGUACACCAACCUUAAAAUAUUUUUUGUUUACUUAUUACUCUAAACAACACAUUUCAUAAAGUGCUGAUAGUAUUUGGCGUUUCCAGCACUGAAAUUGUAUGUUUCGUUGUGAGGAAGAAAGAAAGAUAUCGGGUGGGGCGCACAUGGAAGAAAAUACUUCAAGGGAUCUUACGCUCCCUGUUUUAACAGUUCAAAACUAAAGUGAGUAUUCUAUCUUUUAAAAACAGUUAUUUUUCUUUUACAGCCGCCAGUUUUAAAUCUGGGAAAAUCAAUAAUAUCACUGCCAUGAGCUCAGGGUUAUUUGCUUGCGAGAAAAUCACCUUCGAGGAACCAUUCUCUGGCGGAAAGCAAGUGAAAGUGUUUGUUUCUCCUGGUAACUCAACUAAUGGUGCUGCUGUUUGGGUGGAAUCAGAAGAUCAAAGUCAAUUUCGCGCUUGCAUCUACGAGUACAGCGAUGGCUCGAAUGCAGCUGCGGAAUUAAACUGGAUUGCCUUGGAAUCUGCCCCCUCCGGAGCACAACUAGGAACCACUUCCUUGGACUCUUGGACGACAGGAACAAAGUGUAAGAAGGUCGAUUUUCCUCAGGUUAGUUUAAUUUUCAAAAGAUAAGUAAGUUUACGUAAAAACUAGCCUUGAUUAAUUAUAAAAAGAAAGGAUCCUUGGUGGUCAGGGGGGUUCAGAUGGAGGAUGUUACGUUCAAUUACCGACCCAUAUAAGGUUCACUUAUCCAUAUACCCAGGCAAAUUUAUGACUUUAUCUAUAAAACUGAAUUUAUACAGUGAAUUUAAUCUGACAAUCAUAGACCGCUGGAAAAUCCUUCGAGAGAUCGCGAAUAAACCAGUUCAGUUCCUCUCAUGUUUCACUUCCCGCAUAUGAUAGUCUUUCACAUGGUAUGAUUUGGCUCAGCCAAUUGAAUCCAAGCUGUCAAUUCAGUGUCAUCAAGCACUUAGAGCUGAUUGCAUGAGCUGGGCUGCCUAGCUUGAGGUGACGUUUAACCCGGUGCCUUUUCGAUCCCGGGAUCCCAGUUAACCGGACUAGCUUGAUUGGUAUGUAACCACAAAGUUGAGUUUCGUUGCGUUUAAUGUAAUACUGAUGUGCCACUAACAGUUUGUGCGCGUAACAAAAAUACCCCCGCCUCCUCUCUUCUCUCCUAUUGAUGGUUUCGUUAUGUUAAGAUUUAUUUACUCUCCAGUUAAAAUAUUUGCUUAGGCUUUGUGUGCUCCGAAACUAUUGAACAAGAACAAUUUAAAAAUGGUACUGUUCAGUACCGCUCUAAGAUCAUCGUUUUAGGUUAAGAAAACUUUUAGUACAGUGAUGGACAAUGUGACUUGAAUGUGACGGAAGGUCUUUCCACUCUAACGAAUUUUAGGCUCAACAGGAAGUCGGGUGUUUAACUGUCGAUAAAACAGGGGAAACUAGACUCAAAUGCGGGGAGGAACCGACACUUCUCUGUAGGACCAGGAUCAAACCACUAAGUGGUACAGCUGAGUAGAUAAAACAGAACUAAACUUUAGUUCCAACAACAGCAGGUCAAACGGCGUUAACUGAGACGGGACACGGCAAAAUAAACGAAAUGUAGUCCGGCAACCCUGAAAUCCACGAUGUAAUAUAAAAACAGUAAAAAAUAGUUUUCCUAUAUAUGAUUUCUACAACCAUUGAAGGCAAAAGAAUACAAUAGAAAUAUAAACAGAAAUCGCUUAGAGUUAAAUGAAAACUUACAAAGUCUAUUUUUAACCUGAAAUCUUUUGUUACCGUUUCUAUUUUAAAAAGUAAAAGUACUGCAAAACAAAGACCUAGCUAGGUCAGCAAAACAGCGAUUAUGUUCAAUAUAUUAUUGUAUUGUAAAUGUUACAAUAUGUAUAAAGUUGCAAGUUAAGCUAUCGGCUGUUUAAACAGGAAGAAGGGUAGAGUAAUUACUAGUUUUCACCUUGAACAUAAACCCGCGAUCAUGCCAGACAUGUACAGCAAAACCUUUGAUAUUCAUAAUUUAUCUGUUGGCUCUACAGUAUGUAACUAACAACUUAAUGAGCGAUAUUUUCGUAAAUAAAUAUAGCUAAAAUGCAAUGAUUAUAACGACUGUGGUGUACCUGUGUGAAAAGCGUUAUUAUGAAUAGAUGUCAUCUGGUUGUAAAUCAGACUACAGUUAAAUAACCAUUAUUCACGGCAGCCGAAACUAAUUAUUCUUUUAAAAGUCAACAUAUAUUAAAGUAAAAUGUGAACAGUUGAAAAGAGGACAACCAAUCAGUUUUGUUUGUUCAGGAACACCGUUGGCUAAUUUCUAAAAUUAUUAGCGGGCACAAAGAAGCUAAAACCAACCAAACGUCAAAGCGAAUAUUUGAAGGCUACAUAAAUAUGAAAUUGGAGGCAAAUAAAGAAUUCUUGGAAAAUCUCAUCUCACAGUCAGUUGCGCUGUUGCAAUGAAUUUCGAUAACGUUGGGAUGAAGUCCUCUCAUACAGGGAACCCUUUCCACCUUUCCAUAACCUGGUGUAUGAUAUCAAGCAUUUGAUAGACGAUACGCCUUUUUUUGCAUUAGUUGAUCACGCGAUCAACUUUCGGUAAACACGAAAACAGUUCGACGGUUCAACGGUUCAGUUCAUUUUCGGCGGCCGUUAACGUUGUGAUCGCUACUUUUGAGAUAUAUGGAUGAAAAUAUACAGGUUACCUAAUUUUAAAAUGCUCUUUCAGCUUGUGCUAACAAAAUUUUUCAAAACCAAACUGUUUUCGUGUUUACCGAAAGUUGAUCAUGUGACCAACUAAUGCAAAAGGCCUAUUACCACCUCACAAACGUAAACAUUACCCCGAUGAGUUGUACCCCAGUAAGAUCUUGGGAUAUUGUUACACCUCUAGAGAAAAUGACCUACUCUCCUUCGGAAAAGUACCUCAACCCUAUUCCCAUGAUUUCAACACAGUUAUUCGUAUCUAGUUCUUUGCUUUUAUAGCAGGAGUUAUGGGUUUGGAACAUUAAGAACUGAAAACGUAAAUUGCCGAUAAAAUAGUCUGAAAAAUUGCACCAUAUGUUUCUCGAAUUAGAUUCAGUUAAAGAGCGUUUGUAUAUAUUAGACGAGAGAAUUUUUUGCGCGUCUCUGGUUUCUUUUGCUUUUGCUUUUUGAUCGCGCGCGCAGUCAUAGAGUGUACGCUAAGACAUAUUCAGCGAGAGCUAUAGGUGAGGCCUUUGUUUAACACAAUAAUCAUCCUUGAUUGCUCUUGAGGACAUUGAGCAACUAAACCUAAUUUCCGUGAUAUAGUUUUAAUUUUGCAAUGAUCUAGACGAUUGGGUACAAUGGGAAAAUUCUGAAUGUCAACCCCAAUGCGGGAGCAGUACAAGGCCAUUAUUCCAUUAUUUUCAAAAGUCUGGCGACAGUCCAACAGCGUAUUUGUAAUUGGGUUAUGUCUAAGCUUCCAGUUCCAUGCCCAUUGUUCAAUCUGGCUUUCCCAGUUAGACCCUGUUUACAUGGAGUGGGGGACCCCGGUCUAGUGGGGUAAGUUUCUUUUGCUUUGUGUCCCCCAGAGCGUGAAAACAAAAGAAACCAACCCCACUAGACCGGGGUCCCCCACUCCAUGUAAACAGGCCCUUAGUGUUAUAUCAUAGACUCAAUUUCUAUCUCUUUCAUCUCUAGCAUUUUACGGGACACUGCAGCCUCCUCUGAGUUUUGCGAAUUUAUGCGAUACGCAUGUUGCUAGUAGAUGUAAUGAUAAAGAGCCACAACAAAACAAAGUAAAUACAUGGAAUUCUUUCAAUUGGUAUUCGAGGAAAAUAAUACAAUACCCUAAUUAUGAAGAAAAAUCUUGUCUGAUUCAGGUGAAAUUGUGAAACGUACUUACUUAGGAAUUUAAAAAAUAUUAUUUCUUUAAGUUUCCCAUUCUUCGCCUUUCACUACUCCUUUAUAUUUAUAUUUAAUUUCAGCGUUUUUUGACCCCUCCAAUCGUACUUGCGACUCCGAGUCACCAGUUUCCUGAGAGACCUCAAGACGCCAUGGCAGUCUGGGUGGAGGAUUUGACAGAACACAGUUUCAAACUCUGUGUCUUAGGGAAGUGAAAAUUUUGAUGGACUUCAUAGGAGUAAAUAAGUGAAAAUUUUUUUUAUUUUUCCUUGUUUCAAUUUCAUUAGGGGCAUCAAAAAAAAAAAAACAAAAAAAUAAAAAAAUUAACUACAACAUAUCCACCAGGGAUUUCUGAGAUUUCAUGUUGCGCAUUUGCCCCUCAUUGCACAAAGCAGGAAAAUAGAGAUACACAAGGAAAUAACAUUCUGAUUAAACCACUUCAUAAAGGCGAAUGCGAUUCGAAGGCGGAUAAUUGAUUGUUUAGAAAGGGGGACAACAGAAGGCGUUUUACUUAGCUCGGCUGUUCAGCUAGAGCUCCGAAAUAUGGCGAAAACUAACGCUUCCUAAAAACAAAGCAAGAACAGCAAAAUGCCACAUGCGCGAAACAUAAUGACCACUAUUGAAAGAAUAUCUCAGCCAGAUAUAUACAAUUCCUGAAGUUACCGAGCAACAGGGAAAUGUUAUUAAAACGCAAAUUCAGGUCGAUGGAAACAAUAUUUUGAAUUAAUAAAUCAAUUUUUACACUUGUUUGACUCGGUUUUCGAAGGAUAUAUUUAACAAUUAUUCUACGAGUGCGCGUUGGACUGAUAUGAGAUGGCAGAUAGCCAACGAGGCGCGAAGUACUGAGUUGGCUAUAAUAAUCUCAUAUCCAACAAGCGCGAGUGGAAUAACUGUUUUAUUAAAAACGCCCACAAAAUUUCGAGAACUAUUCCCGACUUUAAUUGUAAAAACAAACGAUUUUCAGCUCGUUUUUAGUUUUGAGCAGACGCGUACAGUUAUAGUUUGGAGAGCAUGGUAUAAUGGCUCAUAUACCAUGAUGGCUAAGCCUAUCACAACUCUAGAAUUGCAUUAUCCAAUGAUUCAGUUUUUAAUGAAAAGAAUUAUACAGAUCAAGGUGAGUCUACUGUUGUCCGCCGAGUCCUCGUUGAUCUCCAUAAUUCCACAUAACAUCUACGCAGCCUCAUCCAAUAAAUACUAAGUAGUUUUAAAAUCGGUUCCUUCGUUGUAGCUAUCAUAAAGCAGUUAGCGAAAUAUUGCGCUCUUAGUUUACAGACUUAAAAAAAAAUGCCAAAAUGCAGGUUUUAAGUGUCCGAUAACCCCGAACGCCACACUACAGAUGGAGAAGGAGCGUCAGAAACACGAGGAAGAAAUCAAUGCACUGAGUCUCUUAAUGCUAUUCCUACUUUGCAACAUUUUCAACAAUCCAUCCAGAAAUAAAUAAAUAAAUAAAUAAAUCAUAAAAACAAAUCGCUGUAUCUUUAAAUAAAAAUGAGAUAAGCCUUAUCUAAUAUGAUUUUUCCAUUGUUUCAGAACUGGAUGGCUUAUACAAACCUCACUGUUGUGAACUUUACAUUAUCAGAGAGUCUUGUGCUAAGGAACAAAAACUCACCACCCCAAAAUAACGAGGCCUUUUGCGAGGUGAAAAAAUGUUAAUUAUUAAAAUGGACUAUCUUGACAAUGUUUUUAUAUUUUUCAUAAACUUUAACAUGUGCAUCGGUUGGUGAUAUCAGUUCCUGCUCACCUGGAUCGAAGUUGAAGUUUGGUCAUUUGCAUCACUUCUCACCAACGAUACAUUGUGGCUACGUUAAAGAAAUCUAUGAGUCUAAAAGAAAAAAAAUCUGAGGAUGGGGUUUCAAUUUAGCUUAGCCCUCCAUGUCUAUUUAAUCACUGAUUGUUUAAACUAGACGUAACUAGGGAGCAAAAAUAUCAUGUCCGUUAAUUAUUUGUCAUUGUAUGACACAUUGUGAUCGUUUCAUGUCAUUUAUUUAAUUAUUUAUUCAUUUAUUUAUUCAUUUAUUGAAGUAGUUAUUCAUUUAUGUCAGCAUGCACUUAUUCUGGAAAUCAAAGUAACUAAAAAGUGACAAAUAACAAUCCAUAUCGUUUAUGCUACAGAAUAUCAACUUCACAAUGCCGCUCUAUGCUCCACCAGUGGUAAUAGUGACCGCAAAGCGUGUCAGCAACAACUCGCAAUCUUCUGGAUGCGACGCAAUCGCCGCAUGGGUUGAGGUAAAAAAAAAAAAUUAAACAGGUAAAAUUGUAUAACAGACUUAUGCCAUCGUCACCCUGCAAGCAGAGCCCAGUUUUGUCUUCUUGACUGAGGAGGGGAAAAGGAAGCUGAUCUGCUUGAAUCGCGUCACACAUUUGAGGUCGCCGCAGCCAAAAUUUAAUUGUGGACUAGUCAAUCCUGUUCCCCCUUGUAACACUGUUUUUGUUGUUGUUGUUGUUGUUGUUGUUUUGUUUUUUUUCGAGUGCGAGCAUCCGUUUAUUGAUCAGGGGCACCCAACGACUGUUUUCUGUAAACGAUCUGUUCGGAGAAGCCAAUGUUGCUUACAAUGUAUUUUUCUUUUGCUUGAGGACGGCUGAAAAUUUCUAGAUGAACAUUCCAUUCAUGUACAAUUUUCGAAGCUCAUCCAUCAAAUCCCCUACGAUUUUUUAAUGUUGAAUUUUUCAUAUUUUAAUACUUCCCAGGUUAAACUAUUUUUCUUGGAAAGAAGAAACUUAAAAUUUUCGGAUUCUAAAACGUGAUGGAGAGAGGAAUCCGAAAAAUUCUUACUUUCGUAAAACGUUAAAUUGCACCUAAAAUGUUCGCGAAAAUGAUGCAGAAACCCUUGUAAUUUCGAAUAGACUUACGUUCCCCUAGGAUGACCGAACAGAUAAAAAUUGUUUAGCGCCGCUUAGAAUGCAUUUCGACAGAUCUAAAAGUCCUCUAAAUAGCCUAAAAAGUGUUUUCAUCGUAUUUUGGAGCAAACCAUCGUUGGGUGCCCCUGAUUGAUAAACGGGUGGUCAUGAACGCGGGCUUGCUGUAGUAGGAGCACAAUUAUUAGGCCUGGGUCCGAAACUCUAGCAACAUGCUGCACAUGCUCAACAAACGUCUUGUCAUUUUGUGCAGAGUCUUUCUUGAGGAGUACGCCAAAAUCAAGCAAACGAAAGAAAGGCUCUGCUCAGUGGCAGGGUGAGGCAGCGCAAACCUUCAGACGUGAUCUGUUUGAUGAUAUUAAUAAACAAGAAAAAAAGAUGUACGCUUAAGCUAUGAGUGAGGAAAGUCAGUACUAGAAAUGGAAAUCGGCAGAUUUUUCACUGCAGUUUUAUAUCAAAAAGAAGGUUUCGUGAGGACAAGUUCGCCUCACUGCGAGUUUUGCCUGCAUAUGUCUUCUGUCUCUGAAAUUUCUGUUGUUAGUACACAAACACCACAGAAACACAGAUUUGUGUCAGAAACUACGACCCAAAGAGCAAGGAUACCAUAAACGUGGAUUACUUAGUUUUUGGAGGUAGGUAUACGUAAGUUUCAGUAAUACCCUUCGCGUAAUUUAAUUUGGUCUCGCUAUUUAGAAGAAAGAGAGCGCAAGUACAUCAUCACAACAACUGUUUAAUAGGCCACUUGCACUAAGAGGUCACGUGACCAAUGCUUCCUUUAAACAAUGAGUUGGAAUCUUGCUGAUGCUAAAAAUUGACAGAGCACAUAAAAAUUAUCUUACCCUCGAAAUUUGAGGGGAAACGCAUUUAAGGGAGAUAUUUUAUGGCACUUUGAUUUUUCAACAAACUAGUAUGAUUUGUAUUUGCCGCCAUGUUGGAGGGCAUACUCUUGCCCUCCAACACGGCGGCCAAAACUACUUUUUGCUUAGAUCUUGUUAAACGUUUGAUAGUUACGCUCAGAUGUGUUGUAAACGUUCCCACAUCAACUUUUCAACAUUCCCCUUGAAGUUUAAGAGCAAAAUUUGUGUUCGGAAAGAGUUAAUUCAUAAUUUCAAAAAUCACAUUUUGGUCACGUGACCAACUACGAACUUACUCAUUUUAAGAAAAUGGUGCAGGUUUGAAAAACCAAAUCACUAUUAUUUUGUUCAAGACAUGACCCACUAAUCGUUUUCUGAAGAAAAAAAUCAUAUAACUUUCACUUUCAUAAAAACGAUGUCACAUGACCUCUUAGUGCAAAUGGCCUAUUGGUAUUGUUGACGUGUCACUUAUGACGUUAAUGACCCCAUAAUUAUAAGUUGAUUCAGUGUAUUUUUACCAACCUGCGUGGCAGGCAGGUUAUGUUUUUUACUCUCCUUGGCUACUUUUUAGUUUUCUAACAUCCAAUUUCAUUAAUUUGAUACUUUAAAUCAAACUCAAUGACGAGACACGUUCUGACUGUAAAGAACUGUGAGACAUCAGGCAGUCUCGAAUUAACACUAAUGAGGACCUCUAGAUCUAACCUCUUCGUUAGUGGGUUAUUUUAAGAAGAAAAAUGCUUUUCUAGUCUAGUACGCUAUGUGCGUUCAUAAAAGUGUUCACAAUAAAUGGUCUUUACAUUAAAAAUAAAAAAACGAAAUUGAAAUGGCCUAGCCGACGCGGUUUUGUUGAAUACUGGCUAAACGCCGUUUAAAUAAUUGGCCCAUAGAUGUUAGCAAGAGCUAUAAUGAUGUUAGCCUUUGCCGAUUUAAGGUAACGGAAGUAUAUCUAGCCAAUGUUUUGAAAACCAGCCUGACGAAAUUUGCAGUCAUUUAAGUGAAAAGGCAUCAAAAGACAGAUUUUUUUGGGCUCAAAAAGAUUUUACUCGAGGGUAAAGGAAGAGGAGAAAAAGAAAGAGCGAAGAAACGAAAAAAGGAGCAAAAGAGAAAAAAAGUAAUGGUAGUGCACACUCUUAGUUUUUAUAAUGGCUACUUUGGAGAUAGUUCAAGUUUUGGCAGAAAAAAGCUGUUGGAUAGAAAAGGUCCUUUGGCGCUAACGUUUUCAAAAAUCCGGUUAGAUAUAUAUGCGUAGUACAAAAGCGGCAAAAAUUCAAGGAGUGGCUGGCCCUCGACAGCUUCUCUCCACCUAAUUCGCUUGAACUAGUCAAAUAAUAAAUUAGGGGUAAAUCAGUUACGGAAACCUUAAUGUGUGCCACUGGACAGCAAAUAUUUCCGAGGCCGAUGAUCUGAUGAUCAGUGUCGUAGUAUAUAAGUGAUAUCCGGUGUCUGUGUCAAAUGGGAUCAUUUGUAGCCGUAAUUAUCGAUUUUUUAGCUGAACCUUCUCCUUCUUCAGUUCGCAAUUGUCAAAUGCAAAUGACGAUACUGACAAUACUUCUUUUAAUUCCUGAAUACAGAUCCGGAUCCUUGUAUAGACGUAUACUGUAAUUAUCACGGUCUGUGCAAGGCUUUUGGACCAUACGAUGCCCGCUGCGUGUGUAUAGACAGUUGCCCAUCCUUCCAAGUACCCGUAUGUUCUUCCAAUGGAACGACGUUUGACAACGACUGUUUCUAUAAGCAGGAAAUGUGUAUGUUACAACUGAACCACACUGUGCAACAUCCAGGGAGCUGUGAAGGUAUUAUUUGAAGUGGAUGUUUGUGAAGUAUCCAUUGUUUCUUGCCUCUGUGCCCUUUCCGCUACCCUUCCCGCUCCAGCUAGAAAAAAAACUCACGACUACUAAGUUUAAGUUUAAAAAAUUGCCUAAGUUAAAAUUGCAACAUUUUGGGUUUUAGAAGUCUGACUGUGUACGAUGUUUCUGACAAUGACGUACGUGAGGAUGUUAACCAGACAAAUAAUACCGUAUUCACUGUAUGUAUUAUUAUUUAAAAUUCUAAAGAUCAAAAUUCCCAGCAUUAUGGCUGGAAGAAUUUGAGCCUUUCAAUAUCCUCUAUGGUCCUAAGAACAGCACUCAUAAUUCGAGGACGGCGCUCUGUCGAGUAACUAAGGAGGACGUGUUUAAUUAAUGAACCAGGUUAGCCCUAUAUACCUGCCUCGUCCCCAGUCGCACGCCAUCACUUUUGGGGGAUAUUUGAGUUAAUUAUUAAGGAAAGCGGGGAAGAAGGGAGUGCGCUCUAAGCUCGUUCCCAUCAUUCCCCUUUCGCGCUUCUCGCUCUCGCGUGUUCCCAAUCCCCAGUUAGUCUUGGGAAAGCCUGCGGAGGAGGCAGCCUUUUUAUACGGCUGUAAUUACUCAUUAUAAGUCUAAACGUUGCUCUUUAAUUGUCUUAAUGUGAUUGUGGGUGACAAAUAGCUAACAAAUUGACCGAAAGAGAGUGUGUUGGCACCCUUCAGAGUUCUUACCACUGUGACAUUUUGCCGACAUUCCGUGACCUAGUAUAAGUAUACUGAAAAAGAAAGGCAAAUCAUAGAAACGAUUUCUUGUAUAUCAAGCAGAAUAGAAAAAAAAAAAAAAACAUAAACAUGAUCCUCAUGACAUACCCUUCGACUGUCUCAGAUUUGGGUCAGCCAAUUGGUUUUACGGAGCAGCAAUACGUUAAUUAAGACAUUACACCCCUAUUUUCCCGAACGAUCGUCGAGAUCGAAGACUUUGCGUUUAUGGGGGUCAUCUUGGAUGAGUGUCAAAUCUACUCAGGGGCUAUUAGCCCCGACUCGCGCCCCCUGGGUACAUAUGAAACCAAGAUGGACACCCGUACUGGUAAGCGCUCAAUCUUGACGGUCGUACGAAAAAAUAGGGGACUGUGAACAGACUGUUAUGACUGCCUAUAUCUAUAUUUAUAAAAAGAUUUUGAACGUCGAAUUAAAACAAGAAUAUCGCGCUCUCAUGGUUCUAUUUCAAAUUUCAUUGUCUAUUUCCUCGCACACAGUGGUUGUCGACCACCUUGCAGGCGAAAAAUCUCUCAGUUAUUGUCAAAGUUAAAUUAAUUUGUUUUGUUUCUGUUUAACUUUCCAGGAUUCCCAUAUCAGCGCUCGCGACUUCACAUGCCUCACAUACCAUCCUUGGGGUAUUCGCAUUGUGAAGUAAUUCAUCUACGACCAUUCGUGUUCUAUCCCGACAAACCCGUCCAAGUGCAGGUAACUGUUAAUCACGUUGAUACCAGGGACAUGAACUAUGUCCACGAUGCUGCUGUGUCGUGGAUUGAAGAUGUGAGUGUCGAACAAUUUACUGCUUGCGUGAUGGCGGCGGGUUUUAACGAGCGCAAGUCACGUGCUAAUGUGUCCUUAGACUGGAUAGCUUAUCAGGGAGCCCCAGAUGGUGGGGUCUCUGGAGAAGUGCGCAUGUCACAGUGGUGGACUGGGACAACAUGCAAGACAGUGAAUUUUCCUUCGGUAAGUAAUUUCUACACCUCAGUGAUUUACUUUUUCUAUUACACUAUACACAGUUGAGAAAGUAUUACCUGUUUUCAAGCCCGGCGAUGGGGGUAGUGGGAUACCAAUAUACCCAUUUUUUUUUUCUCAUGAGAUACAUGUAUUAGUAUAUACCUUAAAAUUCUAAAAUCUUUGACUCCAAAUAUCUAAAAUUGCCUUGAAUCCUUGAAAUAGAACACGGCCGUAUACCUAAAAAUUAUCCAGGGCCUAGUUGUUCGAAGGCCGAUUACCACUAACCCAGGGUUAAAUUUUAACCCAUGUGUCUUUUUCUCUUUAUCAAUAGCACUUUCUCGGAUAAUUUACUCUAUUCUUUUUGGAGUGUUCUAUCAUCAAAUUGUAAACGAAAAGAAUUAAACUGAAUUUUCUUUUUAAGCUCUCAUAUCUGAAUUGAAAUUUCGCAUUAAGCCUGAGUUAUCUUGACCCAGCUUUGAACAACUCGGCCCAGGUUACUGAAAGAUAACACACCCAUAUAACGAGUAUAACUUUUAGUGCACUGCACUCGGUCAUGAGCUAUUUGCUUUCCCUCAUUUGCCAGCCCCUUGAGCUUGCAACUUCGAUCACUGUGUCAACAUAAAUCCUAAUACUUAAGAUUCAGGAAAACGAGAUACUCUAUACCCGCAUUUUGACACCAAAAUACCGUAUACCUAGACACCCAAAAAGCCAAGCCACCUGCAAAAUAAAUUAAAAAGAUGCCUUUUCAAACUCGAGCUUCGCCCCAUUUAAGGAAUUAAAUCCAAGACAGUCUUGGGUUCUGGACUCCAUGCUGUGGAUUCCGGAUUCAAGGUACUGGAUUUCGGAUUCUUUGUCAGUCUCCGGAUUCCAGAGCCUAGUAUUCCAGCUUGUAAUAAUACUUUGAUUUUAAAUUGACCGCAUGUUGCUUUUUUUUCAGUCUAACGUUUUCUCCCAUGGUCGUUAUAAGGUUCCAGAGCAACCUUCAGUUUUCAUAACUGCUGCACAUCAUCGUGCUGGACUGAAGAGAGACGCAGCCAGCGUUUGGUUGGAAGACAUUUCGCUAUCGUCAUUCAAGAUAUGUUUGAGGGAGCUACAAAAUUACGCAGGCUCACAUGAAGAUAUUUCCGUUGUAUGUUUUUCUUCCAUGCUCUCUUUCUUUUCUACGUUGUUUUCGACAUAUUCGCUUUUCCUGUUUAGGCGACAGAAAGAUACGACUGCAUAUUACACUAGCAUUUAAGGAAUGUUUCUCUUUUUUACCUUUUUUCUCCGUUCGUUUCUUUGUUAUAGAACUGGCUGGCUUUUUCAUCAAUUGAGACGCCCUUUUUCUCGGAGCACAACUCAAUAUAUUUUGCCAACUCUCAGCCUCCUCAAGCCUGGAACAAUAACGCAUUCUGUAGGGUCAGCAUAUAAUCUCUUGUUUGAUAUUAAUACGUUGUACUUGUAUUGUUUUCGUUAACUCCUCUUUGCAUCGAAGUUUGAAAUCUGUUGUUCUGGUUCAUUAGGAUAUUUCCUUUGUUAAAGUGUACAAGAAUGCCCCAAGUGUUUUUGUAUCAGCGAAUCACACUUCAAGUGUGGGAGGCGUGGAUCCGAUGCACAACUCCAUAACAGCUUGGGUUGAGGUGAGUGUGGUAUUGUAGACAAACGUAAAUAUAUAGGCAAACAUUACUUCCGUUAACAUCACUAACAUAUGGUAAUAAAUUCUGUACCCUUUACAUUAGCAUUUGUAAUAAUUGUUUGAUGAUAACCUUAAGUUUACUUUCCUUUAGUACAUCAACACAACAGGAGCUCGAGUGUGUUUAAAGGAAUUGUACGAGUCAAAAUAUGACCCUCUCUCCGUAUCAUAUACCGUCAUGACAGGUAAGGGCGCAUUUUAAUUCUGCGGGUUUUACCUACUAAAAACUAAAUCGAGGUUAAAAAGGAAAACUAAAAUACACCGUAGAGCCUUUUCAAGCCAUUUUAACAGGAGGUUAAAUCCGCCAUGUUGGUGUCCUACACCAGCUCGCUGGGAGUUAAAUUCUUGUCUUAUAUAAACGCUUUCUCAUCAAAAUUUAAAAAAAAUAGCUUUUUAAAGCACGUGAUUUAAAACACUCUAUUAAGAUAUUCCAGCCCCUUGCUUUAUUAAGUAUUACGAAUUGUCAUACGCUUAAAAUGCUGUAGACCAGUGUCAACUUUGUAGUUAAAGGCAAAAAGAGAACAGAGGAGUAAUAGGGUCUUUUUAAAAUGCAUUUUUUCUGAGUUGAAAUUUGCCACAAAUGUCACAUAUUUUCCUGCAUUUUUGAAGCCGUCAUAGUUAAUCUCCGAGAACGUUGACUUGUAUGUUGUGUUUGCUUGUUUCGAAUGAAAGCCGUCAGAUAACAGCAGCGACUUUUUUCAUGACGUAAACAGGUUACGAUAAAAAGUGAUUCAGCUCAAGUCUCGGCAUGAUCACUGAACCAAUUCCCGGCUACGUCACUCAACUGACUGAUUAGUAAAAAGGGACUAGCCUGCGUAGCAAGCGUUUCCGCGCGAGUUAGUCGAGAGAGUUGGGACGAGAGCAAUUUCCGCGCGAGUUAGUCGAAAAAGUUUGGACGACAGCAAAUAACUCGAUUGGAAACGCUUACUACGUAGGCUAAUAAGGGACUGGCUAUCAACUUAAGUACGUCCGUAUUCUAAUUUCAUCUGUUGUCAGCUAAUAUAAGGCACGUCCUUUUCUAGCUUGCUCUUGACACGCACGUGCGUCAUUUUCAUAAACUCAAUCCGAUAUAGGUACUGUUUUUAUUUUUUUAUAUAAACGCGUUUACCCCGAAUGGAGGUAUAAAGCACAAGUGGGAUCUAUGGUACUCUUUUGCCAAAAGACGUCCAAAGGAAAUAUACAGAAUUGCAAUCUUAAUUUUUGCUAUCCCACUCUCAUUUUAUAUUUUUUAUCACAUGCAGAUAUUUGCCAGACAGAAUGGAGUUAUUUUGAUGGCUACUGUUACUUAACAAGUCGGGCAUGCGCCACGUGGCUCACCGCUCAAUCAAACUGCUCUACAAUGAGUUCCAAUUUAGUAACAGUUUACAGCCAAGAGGAGAAUGUUUACAUUCAACACCGUCACAACGGAGAAAGAUCCUGGAUCGGACUCAAUGACCGAAGUGUGGAGGGUUCCUUUGCGUGGGCAAGCAAAGAUACAAGUAAUUUCGAACUCUGGGCACCGAAUCAACCGAACGACUGGAAGAACGAAGACUGUGUUCACACUCUUGGUGCUCGUCAUCGCUACGAAUGGAAUGAUGUAUCGUGUGAUAACUGCUUCAACUACACUUGUUUUAAAGGUAGUUUUAUAAUAUACUGUGAUAUCAAGUUUUAACUUUAUCUUAGCUAGAGGCUACCCGCAAAUAGUAGGGUUAUUCUAGGCGGGCUGAACAAAACUCACUAGGUUAUUUUAUUCUUUUGAAUUGAUGAAUGCUUCAUCGUAAUCGUCCUCAGUUUGCAUGAGAUAACAUAAAGUUAACAAACAUUUUUAAAAGGCUUUUUUGGAUAUUAGCGUAUUUCAUAACUUGCCUCCAAUGAUGGAUGAUGGAACCCUUCCCCAGAGUUUUAUAUGUUAAAAUAUUUCGAAACUAUUUUGCCUUUGAUAUCAUCAACAAGAUGAGGUAUAUUUUAUGUGUGGAGGCGCUGCUGGAGGCCUGGACGUCACCAACAAAGAUUGCCAUCUUGGCUUGGAUUUUACCAAGAAUUAGAAAUUAAGUUCAAGUUAAAAUGGUAAUUUUUUGAGCUUGACGUGUAAAAUAACACCGGCCCCAGGAAUCGAACCUGCGACAUCCCGCUCUGCAGUCGAGCGCUCUACCGACUGAGCUAAUCCUAGCUCGACCCACUACCCACGACUCACGACAUUUAGCUACACUCCCUAAAAACGCUUGCGUGGGAGACUAUUCCAUUUGCCGUGCCUGAGAAAACAUGGGCUCGAUCUGAUUUGAGGGGGGCCGGGGAUACAAUUUUUCCACUCUUUUUCGUCUGUUCAGCUGAUUUAGAUAUACAUUGCAGCGGGUCGUUCUCUCACCACGUCAAAUUUUUAUAGUUUUAUGUUUAUGUACAAGACUUAAAACCGUGUGGCCGUGUAAAUGGUAAGCACUCCCUAGGACGCCCAAAUGCGAGUGAUUAAUAAAUUCAUUUUUUCUCAGUGCAAGUCUGAACGAAUUUUGACAACAUACGUGCCGCGCAUGUGUACUAGUUACAAUCUGCAGAGUAGGAAGUAAGUGGCCUCCUCUGCUCGCCCGCAAUAAUGCAACCCCCGUUCUUAAUUAUUUGUAGUCACCUCAGUUGCAUAAAGCGGGAACAAAUUCCAAAAUUCAAAGUGACGCUACCUUUGUAAAGAUAUGUGAUUAUAACACGGAGUACUUUGCUCUUUUCAGACUUGGACGAAUGUGCUACUAAUGCCUAUACUUGCGGUGUCAAUGCUGAAUGCCGGAAUACCGUGGGUUCAUACAUAUGUGUAUGCAAAGUCGGAUACACUGGAGAUGCUUACACGACCUGCACAGGUAUUAGGCAAUUAAAUUAAUAGAAAACAAACAAGCAAACAGAGGAAGAUAAAAAAUCGAAGGAAAUAUUUACAAGGCAACUACUCACCAAGAUUAUUUUCGUAUACAAACAGAGUGAUUUCAACGGAAUGUAAAAAAAAAAAAAAACAUUUAAAAUGACUCCCUUAAUCAAAAAUUCGAACAAGUAGGCGUACCCAGUAGAUGUGCUACAAUUACAUCUUUACAGUAUUUUCAAGGAUAUCAUAGAUUCUCAAUAAUUGUGUAAGCUAUAGCAUCAAUGGUUGAAAAGGGAUCGUCAAAAGUUUAAAUGACUACCUCGAUCUGAGAAGAAAUUGAGAGCUUCAUUUGCUUCUGUCAAAAUUAACUCACAAAUAAAAAAAGGGGUUUUUUUGUCGCUUCUUGAAAGUGCUUACAAUGGCGGCUCCGAUCGUCGUGAGACUUGUUUAAAUGUUGUGUUCUUUGCCUUGCUUAUUCUUGGUAGCACGAACAGCUUUUCGAAAAUACUUACUUUGAUUUUUUUCCUUCAUAAGUUAACUUCGAUUUCAAGGCGAAUUUCUUCUUGUGAGGAAAUACCGAGUUUACAAAACGGCCUCGUUCUCCUUUUAAUAGCUCCGUGGUUGUAAAAAUUUCUUUGAGGGUAAAAGUCGCAGCUACAGCUAAUCACUUUGCAUUAAAUCACGCUGUUUAAAACACUUGAAGUCUUUUCUAUUCCGUCUUCAAAACCAUCGACGCUAGGAUUUUCUCAAUGUGUUUAAAAAGUUCUUACUCUAAAACUUUGCGUCAAAACACUAAGAGGGGGGUCAGUUAUUUCAACAAAGUCUAAAUUGGGCCACGGUUUUGCAAGUCUUUGCACCUCCAAAUAUCUUCCUUAGUGGGUAAUUUUAAGAAAAUAAGUGCUUUUCGUUCUCCAGUGUAUACGUUGCGCUUUCACGAAACUUACACUAUAGUAAGUGUUGAUUUAAAAGGGUUGGGGAAAUUGAAAAUGGCUUAUAGAACGCGGUUUUGUUAAACACUGCCGGGCUAAACUCCGAUUAAAUAACUGGCCCUAAGGGUUAACAAAACCGCGUUCGAAGCAUUUUUAGUUUUGCCAAACGCUCAUAUCAAAAGAACGUUUAUCAAACAAAUCAGAUUGGGAUUGGUUUGAAAUCGCCAAGAUCAAUUAGUGUAUAUAUACUAAAAUAAAUUUUUCACGUCUUGUUGCCCUUUAGAGGCUACUCAGGCUGGGCAUUCGUGCCCGAGAUGGAACAAAUUAUUAUUCCCAUGACUGAGCUCCAAUGCCUCCUGUUAAAUUCAAAAAUUAGAUAAACUAUAAAGUUAUGACUAUAAAUGGCAGUAUUUUUCUUUUCGUAGAUAUCAACGAGUGCACCAGGAGAACUCACAACUGUCAUCCUUCACUUGGUAGAUGUGUUAAUACAGUUGGAUCCUUUAGCUGUUUUUGCAUCAAUCAAUUUACGGGCGAUGGAAGAAUUUGCAGUCGUCUAGUAGACGGUAAGUACACUGGCAAACAUCUGAAAGAGGGGUCUUCCUUCGGUGCCUUGCUUCAGUCUGCAACAUAUCUCAGUAUGACCAGCUUGCUCUACUCCAUGUAACUAACACUUCGUAACUAACAAUUCGUCGGGUGCGCUCCCGAUAACCUGUGAUCAGGCUUUUUUUUUUAGGGGAAAGGAAAAAAAACUCCUGAUACAUUUACUUCACGAGUCGUCUACCACCCCCUAAUUAAAGUAUCUGUCAAAAUUAGUGUCAUCGUGUCAAAUUUUACCGGAAAUUCAAGCGGUUUGCAAUUGAAAUGUAUAUUGAUACAAUAGUCGUUAGCGAAAACAUCACAGAUUUUAAAGGCCAAGUUGGCACGUACUGCUGUUAUUGCGAAUCUUGCCUUAUCGUUGCCGUGUGGUACUUUUGUUCAAACCGUCAAGUCAAACAAAUUUUAAAUAAUUCAUUGAAAUAAUUAAUUCAUGCACGAAGUAUUAUUAUUCAAUUCAGAAUAUUUAAUCCGUGUACAAGGACCAAAGGCCGUCGAAAUGCAAUACAAAAUAAUGAAACAGCUUUAAAGCUUAUUGACGGCUUUCGGAAGACAAGCGACGUUACAUGCCUGGAAACGUACAGUAUAAAAAUAUAUAUAUUAAAAAAAACAUGCACUGUAUAGUAGUGAAACGUGAAUAAACUUAAUUUACGUCGAUUUCUACCGGACUUUGCUAGCGCUCGUAACCGAAACUAAGCUGAGAUCAGGCUCUGCUUUUCCAGCUUUCCUGGGUAAAUAGAUUCCAGGCGGGUAAGCAAACCGAAAAGUCUCCCAUUUUAUUUCAUUUUAUCCAUGGCAUGCAUAUUAGUCGGUACAACACGGGCAUUCCGAAAAUGUGAUAAAAGAGCGCCGCUGACCAAGAAUAGGCUGUGGGCUCCUUUUGUCGCCCGCAAUUAUGUCGCGGCUACUUGGUGUCCACACUUAUAAAGAGCUAUAUAUAAAGAGUUCAACUUUGGUAGCCAUAUCUGUCAGGAAGUGUGCGACAAAGAGGAGACCCUGACAUGUACGGAUAUACCUUUCCAAACGUUUCGUAUUGCUUGUUGAUCUAAAUUGAAAACCAGGUGAAAUACUGAGAACGCCAGCGUUAGGAGCAGUUUACAAAACAAGUGCUGCUCUCGUUAUCAUCUUCAUCUUAAUCACUAUCAUCAUCAUCACCAUCAUCAUCACCAUUAUCAUCAUCAUCAUCAUUAUAAUUACUAUCAACAUUUAUUAAUUAAGUUUUCGACAUUAUUUUUUGUCAGAAUGCCAGGCUGAACCCGGUCCGCCUUACAAAGAUAGGGACAAGCGUAAAGGAUAUAUGAGUCUUACCAACGCUGACAGGACGGUGAAUUUCGGCAUCAGUGUCAAGAAGACUGACAAGGGAGAGAAGGGAUGGUUCCGUUUUGAGGGGAGCGCAGGCACAAAAAUGAAAGACUCAUGUCCGAGAUAUAGUUAUAGAUAUAGUCAACCACGUUCGAAUACGUGCAACACUAACGCACCUGGCUGGAUGAGCGGUAGUGAGCCCAACGUCAAUGACGGUCAGGUCACCAGGACGGCGUGUUUUACCUGGAAUUCUAACUGCUGUUACUGGUCAACAAGCAUCACAGUGAGAAAUUGUGGUUCAUAUUUAGUGUACCAUCUCACCAGCACACCCGAUGAUGGUACUCACUCCCUUCGCUACUGUGGUAAUGGCUGACUAAGCAGCAAACAAAAACUUAACGCUUCCUUUCAUUGGUUUCAAAUCAUAGUUAUAACAAUAAUAACAAUAACAUUAACAUUGAUAAUAGCGGUUUUUUUGAAGCAUAAAUUCAGUAGUUCUACAUCGUGAAAUAAAACAUCUUAGACCUAGAACAUACAAAAAAAUUAGGUAUAGUCACACAAUCAAUUAAUACAGUUUACUUGCAACUCGAUCCGAAGAACAAUAGCAGCAACAAACAAUAGUGAUGCAAAAUAAAAAAGUCAGACCUAAGUAGAAAACGUAUGCUCAGUUGCUUGUGGGUGACUUUAUUCUACGUUUCGAUGUAUCCAACAUCAUUAUCAAGAAUGGAAAAACGAUGUAUGUCAAAUUUAUAAAAAGUUUAAGUACUUGAUUAUCAUUAAAUGGUUCCCUCCCCUCCACAGAGGUCUCUAUGAAACCAAGAGAGGCUGGGGAGGUGGUGGGAGGGGAGAGGAAAACGAGCGUCGGACAAUGAGAAGGGAGACGAGAAGAAGACAGGCUCCCGCCUUUUCCCCUCUCCAUGGCCCCCUGUGCGCAACAAUGGUGACUGGGUGGCAUGAGUUGGUUCCCAUACAAAUCCUUCUAAUUUUCGGCGGUCGUUGCAAUCGCUAUUUCUGAGAUAUACGGCUGAAAAUUUACCUAAUUUUAAUACGCUCUUUCAGUUCUGCCAGUAAAAUUAUUCAAGCUCGAACUUUUUUCGUGGGUAAAGAAAGUUGAUCACGUGACCAACUAUUGCAAAAGGCCUAUUAGUCUGCAAGGUUACUCUCGCACGUGAUAGUUAGUUUCUGGACCCUAUGCUAUUUCAUUUGCUUCCCAAUCGAAGAUUUUGAGCUGGAGGAGUCUCGAUUUGUAAAACCGACAAAAUCCAUAUCCCAUAGACUACAUUCAGAAAUUAAAUACCACGCACUCAAAUGAUCUUCGGUCAACGUUUUGGCUCCAUAGGACCUAUAGUCCAGAGGAUGUUGCAGAUUUUCUUGCUACUGAGAAAAGGUUGCAGAGAGACGCCAAUUUUUGUUUCCUUGUGUUCUCCGCAUUAUUUUGGUCAACGAAAGGAAGGGAAAACAUGACCUUACGAAGAGUGUUGCUCUUGUCUGUUGUGUAACUUCGCAAUUCACAGCCCGCUACGUCGUCUGGCGUCAAUCAGCUGGGAAGGAUUUCGAAAGCGUGACAUUCGUCAGUGACAAAUUUUAUUCUUGGUUAUAAUGUUGGAUACAUCAAAAGGUCGAAUGACGUAACCACAAAUUUUUCUCAGUUUUUAAUCAUGACACAAGAAUCUUUACUAAAAACAACGUUACCGUAGACCUUGCCUGUAAAUUAUUUGAUACGAUGAUUUCUACCGAUUCUGACAGAUAACAGUGAAAUUUGGGGUGUGUAUGCCAAACCAGACUUUAAUCCUGAUUUAUUAGAUACCGCUAAAGAAAAAUGCUCUGUAGGUUUAAUGAACCAGGAAUACAUAUCAUAUUGGAGAAAUACCCUUCAACAUUCUCAAAAACUAGAAAUUUAUAGAUCUUUUAAAACUGAUCAUACUACUUCUAAUUACCUACUAGACUUAUAACAGGAACAACUGAGAGACGAGCAUUAGAAAAAUUACGAAUAAGAAAUCAGAAACUAAUGAUAGAAUUAGGCAGAUAAAAGGCAUUGCCCUCCUUGUGGAUCAAAUCUAAUAGAAGACGAAGUUUACUUUGUUUUUCGUUGUUCAACAUACUCUGUGAUUAGGUGAACAACUUUAAGAAUAGGGUCAAUACUCUGAUUCUAAAUAUUACCCAGUUACCAGUAAAAGUUUUGAUCAAUGAACUGAUAAACUCACCUUAUUACUUUAUCAAUAUACAAUUUCUGAAAUUUAUGUCAGCUUAAUUUGAUCUUCGUGACAAGUUAUAACCUAUUGAAAUGUUUCAAUGUAGUUUUUCAGAGGCCAUACCGAUAUUUUUCAAUCGCUUUAAAAGUGAUUUUAUCCUUGUCUGACGGCUAUAAAAUUUUCACCAGUGAAUGACUAUAGAUUGAAAUUUGUCAAACUGUAGGUUUUAGUAAAAUCGAUAUUACUAUGGCAACAAUAAAAAAAAAAAACUUUGAAAUUGAUAAACGUCUAAUUUUGAGCGAUCUAGCCUGACCAGCUACUGAGUAUCCAACACUAGGAACGUAAAGUUUGGUGUUUAGCAAAUAACCUCCGUAAGAAGUAAAACAGAAGUAAAGAAGUAAGAAGUGAAAAAUUUCGGUAUGGCCUCUAAAAAACUGUAUCGAAGCCCCUUAAUUGCAAUAUGAUAAAAAAUUUAAGAAGUAC